AUGAAUACGAUCAAGAACGACACGGUUAGUGUUUGUGGCGGUGUGUUCUGCUCACGUGAUGCGGACUGUGCUAAAGACGAGCUGUGUUGCCCCAGUGCCUGUGGGGGAUUUCUCUGCACCAGACGUUCACCUGUCACCCCCAACCCCCCACGUGUGGAUAUUGAGAACCCCUGCCUGUUCAUCAAAUGUAGCGCGACCACCGUGUGUCGCGUGGUAUACAAGUGUCAGACGUGUGAGCCGACUGUCCAGUGUGUCAAUUCCAGCCUGAUUGAUGCAUCGCUAGAUCGAAACUGCAGAAAGGGCGGCUACUCAGAAGUGUUACUUGUUGACGGCCCCACGCCGACAUCGAAUUAUGUCCCUUUGGUAUGCAGACACGAGCGCGACUGUCCUAGAGGCUCCAUGUGUGUUGGAGACCGCCGCGGUGAGGGAACGUGUUGCCGAGGUAGGAUCGAACCCAGUCCAGACAAGCCCGGUGUAUGCCCUGUUGGUGCUAACUUGACCUGUGGCGCAAGGUGUGACCUUGACAUUGAUUGCCCAGAUGACCAGAAGUGCUGCCAGAGCUGUGGCAGGCGGUGUACUCGUCCACAGCCACCAGCACCGACCUGCCCCACCCCUUGCCCUCGUGGUACCACCUGCACCUGGACUUCACCUGUCUGUUCACCUGGCAUGGCCUGCCCCGCGUACGUCAGGUACGAGUGUACCCCCGACCCCUGUUUGACCUGCAGGGAUGACGAAAAAUGUGUGCUGACGUCGACAAAAGGGUACCAGUGCCAGCCUAGGAACCCGUGUGGACGCACGUGCCCAGCUGGUCAGCAGUGUCAACUGACCAGAACCGUGUGUGCUUCUGGAACUGACAUCAGCCCUAGACCUACAGGAUGCCGUGACAUCUACGAGUGCCGACCUGUCGACCUCUGCGGCGGGUGUCUCCAGGGGACGGUCUGCAUCGACACCGGCAUCCGGUGCAUCACCACCCCCUGCCCCACCUACCAGUGCGUGCCGGACAACGCCUGCGGGGGGUGCCGCCCCGGACAACGAUGCCGUGAGCUGCUGGCGUGCAGCCCGCCUGCGACCUGCAACAAGAACGCCCCCUGCCCGCCCGUCUGCUCAUCCGUGUUCCAAUGUACCUCCGCCCCUGAGCCCGUCGUCAGACCUCCCUGCCCCCUGCCAUGCCCCCCACUAACCAGGUGUGAAAUUCAACACAAGAAAUGUAAAGGCAACGACAGAUUAUGUGCAUGGGAGGUCAGCUACAAGUGCCGCCCUCUUUACGGCGAUGAUUAAGUCAACUUUAAUAAAAAUUGUUAUGGAUUAUCCUUUUUUUCAGAAUGCUAUUUUAAAAAUCAAAUAUUUGUAAAAUUGCUGGCAGAAUCAAUACUUGGAAGAAAAUUGUAACAUCGCCUUAGUUACUUAACAUAGAAAAGAAAUUAUGAACAGCAGGUUUAUACGAAAAAUUUUGAACUAAAUGUUACUUCUUUCAUCUAUUCAUGUAAUGUA
Physella acuta is the source of this 1491-nucleotide messenger RNA. Its product is annotated as keratin-associated protein 16-1-like. Gene Ontology annotation, molecular function: peptidase inhibitor activity. Gene Ontology annotation, cellular component: extracellular region. The record is from RefSeq and is a predicted model, not a curated record. Lineage: Eukaryota; Metazoa; Mollusca; Gastropoda; Physidae.